Oppiella nova is the source of this 1066-nucleotide messenger RNA. Lineage: Eukaryota; Metazoa; Arthropoda; Arachnida; Sarcoptiformes; Oppiidae. The record is from the annotation of a GenBank genome assembly.
UAAAAUUAGACCAAUUCACUGAAUUAUCACCAUGAUGUGCUUGGUAUAUAAACAGCGACACAAACCUCCAGUUCCAAAACAAGUUGAUAGGUAUUGACUGUCAAUAAUGAAAGUCUUCAUAGCCUUAGCCUUAAUAGUGUCGGUGAGCGCCGUUCCCCUCCAGGAAUUGGAGAGCGAAUGGAUUGCAUUCAAGAAUGAAUUCCGUGGGAACUCCUACUUCGGUGGUGAGGGCGAGGAGUCGGUGCGCCGGCAGAUCUUUGAGAUCAACUACGCGUACAUCACUGCCCAUAACGCUGAGGCCGACAAAGGUGUCCAUACUUUCCGAUUGGGUGUCAACCAGUUUGCAGACAUGACUAACGAGGAGUACCGACAGCUCCUGAACCUGAAGGUGAAUGCAAACCAUGUGAACAAGACUUAUGCUGCGGAUGUGGACAACCGACGUCUUCCCAUAAGUAUCGACUGGAGAACCAAAGGUGUGGUCACACCCGUCAAGAGUCAGAGUCAAAGUCGGUACGCUAUCAACACAGGAAAUCUAGUGACACUGGCGCCCCAACAGAUAGUGGACUGUAUUUAUCCCGGUCGGGAUGUCUGCAAAACAGGCGGCGACGUCGUGGACGCCAUUGAACUGGUCAUCAAAGAGGGUGGUAUUGAAAAGGAGUCGGACUACCCAUACCACGCCGGUUCGGGAAUCUGUCAGUACUCCAAGAGUAAGAAAGCCGUUACCGUCACCGGUUUAAACACUGUACAGUACGGUGUGGAGUCAGCCCUCAAGAGCGUCGUGGCUCUCGUGGGACCGGUAGCCGUGACCAUCGAUGCCGGCCACCAAAACUUCCAACUCUACACGAGCGGUGUCUAUGUUGACAGCGCCUGUCGUAACGAUUUUCAGAGUCUUAAUCACGGAGUUCUGGCUGUGGGUUAUGGCAGUGAGAAGGGACAGGACUACUGGCUUAUUAAGAACUCGUGGGGCGCUCAAUGGGGAGCUCAGGGCUAUAUUAAAAUGGCCAGGAACAAUAAUAACCAGUGCGGUGUGGCCACCUAUGGUGUCUACCCUACCACUGUUUACUAA